Messenger RNA from Folsomia candida, 1353 nucleotides. RefSeq names its product gamma-butyrobetaine dioxygenase. The record is from RefSeq and is a predicted model, not a curated record. Gene Ontology annotation, biological process: carnitine biosynthetic process. The transcript is spliced from 7 exons. Gene Ontology annotation, cellular component: mitochondrion. The coding region runs from base 33 to 1265 and encodes 410 amino acids. Gene Ontology annotation, molecular function: oxidoreductase activity. NCBI's taxonomy places the organism in Eukaryota, Metazoa, Arthropoda, Collembola, Entomobryomorpha, Isotomidae.
CGAUGGACCUCAUGUUUAUAUUAUUUUGAAACAUGGCUAUGAAAACAGUGCUAAAUUUAAGAAAUCAGUUGGAAAAAUUUGCCAACAGUCGAAAACUGUCAUUUACUUCCAACAAAUUAGCUCCAAUAAAAUAUGCAGAACGGAACAACUCAGGAACUUUACUCAAGGUAGAAUUCACGGAUGAUAAGGCAAAUGAAUAUCCAUCGUCCUUUCUUCAAGAUAACUGCACUUGCCCGCAAUGCUUUCACCCUUCAUCUCUAUCCAGGACCAGGAAAAUGACACAACUUAACUUGCAAAACGUGUUGGAAAAAGUCGAAUUCAAUUUAAACCAAGUGAAAUGCACCUGGGGUGAUGGUCAUGAAGGCGUUUUUACUGAAAAUUGGUUAUUCGACCGUCGAUUUACUACAGACAACAUAAAUUAUCUAAAAACAGGACUACGGGAUGAUCCUAUUUUAGUUGAAUCGAGUCAUAAACUACACACUGCCAAUUUCAACCAAGUUCUGAACGACAAAUCCGUCUUGAAUGACACACUAAUGACCCUUUGCAAAGUUGGGGUGGUUUUGAUUCAGGACGGUCCCUUAGAAGUUGGAGGGUUGAGGAAACUUGUAGAUAAAAUUGGAUUUAUAAGACAAACACAUUACGGCCAUGAAUUUACGGUGAAAUCAGAAAAGAACGCUGCGAACUUGGCCUAUACGUCGAUACACUUAUGCGUCCACACUGACCUGCCUUACUACGUUUAUCCCCCUGGAGUCCAACUGUUGCAUUGUAUCAAACAAUUUGUCGGCGAUGGGGGACGAUCCCAUUUGGUGGAUGGAUUUCUUGUGGCGGACAAAAUGCUGCAAGCCUACCCCAAAGAAUUCAAAACCCUGUGCAAAGUUCCUCUCGAAUUCUCGGACGUUGGGAAGGAUUUCAUCGAAUUUAAUAAAGUGCACCACUCGCCGACAUUCGUGCUUGAGCCAAGAACUGGAAAAGUGACACGGAUAGUGUACAGCAACCAACAAUUAAGUUCAUAUCAACCCAUUCCAAUUGAUCAAGUUGAUGAAGUAUACCACGCUUUGAAAGUGUUCACCGAUCUUUGUUACGAUCCGAAGAACUUGAUACAGUUCAAACUCAACGAUGGCGAAAUGCUGGUAUUUGAUAAUUGGAGAUAUCUUCAUGGUCGUGAAGGAUUUGAUCCCUCCGCUGGAGACAGGCAUUUGGAAGGCUGUUACGUUGACUGGGAUGAAAUAUUUUCGAGGAUCCGUAUUUUACAAGAGAAAUCAUGAUUAAUUCAUUGCAUCUUUGUUCGUUAAUUUUGUAAAAAGUAUCUAUAAAACCCAUCAAUAAACUAAUACCUAUAUUUUGAAUUCCCAA